GGAACCCGCUGCCCGCCUGCAUCCGCUUCCAGCUCCGCCCCGCCCUCGGUUCGCUCCGGUUUCGCUUCGGAUCCGCUCCGCGGCUGUUGCCCGUCGCCCGCCGGAGCUACAAAUGUUAAGCUGAACCAUGAGUUUCGCAUUGCAUGAUCUACUUAUGUGCUGUCGUCGCCUUGAAAAUGAGAGAGCUACAGAGCGAAGGAAUGAAAUUGAAAAUUUCAAGCGACUCCUCCGUGAUCCUGGAACAGUUCUCCGGCUGGACCAGAAUUCUGAUUCUGGACACGGAAACCAACUCAACUGGGAUGCCGUAUUUAGUGUCUUGAAGAAAUAUUUCCAGAAAGAAAUGGAAAACCUCAGACUGACAAAACCAAAUGCAUCUGCUUCAACCCAAAGUUCCAGACAGAAGAGGAUGCAAGAGAUUGGCAGCCUGGUCAAAUAUUUCAUCAGACGUGCUAAUAGAAGAGGACCCAGACUGGAAUGCCAGGAACUUCUGAAUUAUGUCUUGCAAAUUAUAAAAGAUCCAACAAGUUGUGCUGCUUAUGGCUCUGACUGUAGUAGUAUACUCCUAAAAGAUAUCCUCUCAGUAAGGAAGUAUUGGUGUGAGAUACACCAGCAACAGUGGCCAGAUCUGCUGAUGCUGUAUGGACAAUUUUACCUUACACCUUCUGGGAAGAUGAAUAGAGUCUUGGUGGCUAGGAUAAUUCACACACUAGUGAGGGGAUAUUGCUUCCAGACUGAUGAGUUGAAAUGUGAUGUGUUUAACUUCUUUUCAAGAGCAAUGCAGUGUGCGAGGCAAGACAGAAAUAUUGCGGGCCUGGAUCAUAUUAUUGCAGCAAUGAAUAUCUUCUUCAAUACAUUUGCUGUUAACUGUCGCAAACGGAUUUGUAAAAUUGGAGAAGAAAUUUUGCCUACAGUGCUUUAUAUAUGGACUCAGUAUAGACCAAAAGAUUCCUUGAAGGAAUCAAUAAUUGAGUUAUUUCGUCUCCAAGUUCAUAUGCAUCAUCCAAAGGGUGCAAAAUCUCAGGAAAAAGGUGCAUAUGACUCAAAAAAAUGGCAAAAUAUCUUACAUAACCUAUAUGAUUUGCUGGUGAAUGAAAUAAAUCUCAUAGGCAGUAGAGGAAAGUAUUCUUCAGGCUCAAGAACUAUUGCUGUGAAGGAAAAUUUGAUUGGAUUAAUGGCUGAUAUUUGUCAUCAGGUAUUUACAGAGGAUACAAAAGUUCUGGAAAUUACCCAGUCGUAUACCGUUUCGCAGUCCAGUGAUGAAACAGUACCAAGCAAGCGCAGGAGGAUUGAACUAGACUGGGAGGUAAUUCGAGAAAACCUGCAAAGAUCACAGAAGGAUUUUGAUGUCAUACCUUGGUUACAGAUUACAACUCGAUUACUAUCAAAGUAUCCCAUGAGUCUUCCUAACUGCGAGCUACCUCCCUUACUCAAUAUACUUCACCAGUUACUGCCUCAGCAGCGACGUGGAGAAAGGACCCCUUAUGUGCUGAAGUGUCUUAAAGAGGUAGCUUUGUGUCAAAACCAGAAAACUGAUUUGAAAAGCACCUACAAGUUAGAGCUCAAGAGAACCUGGGCAAAAGUUUGGUCUCUUACCAUUCGUAGCGUAAGUUUUCAGCAAAUUGAAGUGGAGAGCUUUGGGUUACUUGGAGCUAUGAUUCAAGGAAACCUUGUUGUAACAGAUAAAGAACUUUGGAAGAUAUUUUCAGGACCUCCAUUGAAACCUUCAAGUUCUGCAGUAUGUUGUUUAGCAUUACUGAUGUCUGCCUAUUCAGUGCCAGAAAAUUUGGACAUAGGAAUGGAUCAGAGUAAUUGUGAAAGAAAUCUGGUUUCUGUAUUAAAGGAGGCAAUAAUGAAAUGGGUACUGUCCUGCUGUUUGGAGGAAGAAAUGGAAGAAUGUCUGAAGUUGCCUCCUGUGCUCUGCAGUGAUUUUCCUCAUCUUAUGAUACAAAAAAUUCUUGUGAGCCUUACAAUGAAGAACAGUAAAGCUGCUAUGAUUUUUUUCCAAAAUGAUGCUAAAUGUGUGCAGCACUUCCAAGGAAAAGAAGAAAGCGAUUUUUCUGACGUUGAAGAGCUGUAUCUACAGACAACAUUUGAUGAAAUGGAUAUUUUCACUAACUUUGCAGUAAACGUUGCAGAUAAAAAUGUGACUGGUUCAAGACUUGCCAUCAACCAAAAUCUUAGGGAAACACUGGAGUACUGCCUUUCAACAAUGUCAGAAAAGCUUUUAAGCAGCUAUGCUCCUGAGUCUAGGCUUGUUGCUGCUGAACAUCUUGUUCGAUGUGUCAGUCUCUCAAUUGGUGUUCUUGGCUGCUAUUGCUACACUGGUUUAUUUACAGAAGAGGAUGCCUGUAAAUCAGAGUUGUUCCAGAAAGCUAAGUCUCUCAUUCAUUAUGCUGGAGAAAGCAUUUCUAACUCAAGAAAGAAACUAAAUGAAGAUGCCCAGAUCAACUCACUGAGGACUUUGAUAAUGCAGUGUACAAAAUGUUUGUGCAAUUGUACCAAGAACAGUGCUAAUAAGAUGCUGUCCAAUUUAUUCCUGCGUUUGUUAACAUCAAAAUUUAUGAAUGAUCUUGUAGAUAUUUGCAAAAAUCUGAUGACAUUUACUGGAAAACCAAGUGACUUAGGAGAAGGGGAUGUAGUGGGGCAUGAUCCUGAGGAGAGUAUAAUGGAAGCAGAUAACCAGGUAUCUGAUAAUCUAUUUGAUGGUCAUUCAGUGACUGACAUCAGUGGUACAAAUGAAUCUGGUGACAUGCAAAAUGUAACAGGUGCUGUUAGUCCAUUAGCUGAAGAACAGUUGACAAAGCAGGAUUUACUCCUCCUUGAAAUUUUGAGGUUCUUAUGUAUUUGUGCAACUACAGUCCAAACUCGGACAGUGAGCUUCCGAGCCUCUGAUAUACGGAGGAAGCUGUUAAUGUUAACUGAUCGGAGUGUCUUUGACAGUGCUAAGCCAUUGCAUCUGCACAUGUACUUGGUCCUUUUGAAGGAGCUUCCUACUGAAGAAAACCUCUUGCCUGAAGAUGAAGUUCUUAUGCUUCUUAGACCUCUUUCUGCUGUGUGUUCCUUUUACCGUCGAGAUCAAGACGUUUGUAAAGUAAUUCUAAACAAUUUGCUGCCUAUAGCAGUAAGUUUGGGCCAGUCCAGCGCACAUGCAGAAGAGACAGGAGAUGCUCAAGGGCAAUUUUUGACAAUUAUUGGAGCCUUUUGGAAGCUAUCUCAAGGAAAGAGAUGCACGGCACCAGUAAGAGUAGCGCUUUUAAACUGCAUGAAAGCCCUGCUAGAGGCUGAUCCUUAUUCCAAGUGGGCUAUCCUUAACGUAAAAGAUGGAGAUCUUCCUGUGUGUGAUGCUUUCCCACAUUUUCUCGCAGAUAGUCACCAUCAAGUUUGCAUUCUUGCUGCAAAGUCAAUUACCAGUUUGUUUCAAGACGUGAAACAGAAAGAUUCUUCUGGAUUGUCAAAACCUCUUCCCUUGAAGCUCCAGCAAAAGGCUUUUGAGAAUGCCUAUCUCAGAGUUCAGGAAGGAAUGAGCAAUCUGGUUAGUGGCGAUGCAAGUUCUGAAGAUCUUUUGGAUAAGCAGUGUAAUAGAAAAGCAGUUUUGCUGAUGCUUGUAACCAUGGUUCUGUGCUGCAGCCCUGUAUGCGAAAAGCAAGCUUUGUUUGCUAUUUGCCAGUCUGUGAAAGAGAAUGGGUUAGAACUUCACCUUGUGAAAAAGGUUUUGAAAAAAGUAUCUGACAUUUUUGGCUAUAAAAGUAUAGAAGACUUCAUGACAUCACAUUUAGACUAUUUGGUGGUGGAGUGGCUGAAAAUAAAUGACAGUGGAUACAACCUGUCUGCCUUUCCUUACAUUCUUCUGAACUAUACUAGCCUUGAGGAAUUCUACAGGUCUUGUUACAAAGUUUUGGUUCCACACCUGGUCAUUAGAAGUCAAUUUGAAGAUGUGAAAUCACUGGCCAACAAGAUUGAAAAAGACUGGAGGCAGGUUUUGGCAGACUGUUUUCCAAAGAUACUUGUGAAUAUCCUCCCGUAUUUUGCCUAUCAAAGCCAUGGAAAGAGUGAAGUAGCAGAGCAAAGAGAUACAGCUUCUAAAGUCUAUGACGUGCUUAAGGAUGAAGACUGCUUAGGGAAACAGGAAAUUGACAGUUUAUCUCAUAAUAAUUUAUCAGAAAUUGUGGUUGAACUGUUGAUGACCUUACAUGAGCCACUUAAUGAGGAGGGUGAAGGGUCUCAUCUGAGUAAAUACAUAGGGGAACUGGAUCCUUCGCCUAAUCCUCCUCAUUUUCCAUCUUACGUGAUUAAGGCAACCUUGGACUAUAUUAGCAGCUGUCAUAAAAGCAAAUUAAAAAGUCUUGUAGCCGUUCUUACUAAAAGCCCUGAUUCAUUCCAGAAAAUUCUUCUAGCCCUUUGUAAACAUGCAUCAGAUACAAACAACGUCUACAAGAGACACAGAGUUCUUAUAAUAUAUCAUUUCUUCGUUAGUCUGUUACUUAAAGAGAUAAAAGAUGGUUUAGGAGGAGCAUGGGCUUUUGUCCUCCGUGAUGUAAUUUAUACCCUGAUUCACCACAUCAACAGCAGACCUGUUAUCAGAGACAUAUCCGUGCGUAGCUUCUCACUCUGUUGUGAUCUUCUUCAUCAUGUUUGCCACACAGCAGUUACAUGUUGCAAUGAUGCUCUAGGGAGCCACCUCCAUGUUAUUGUAGGAACACUAACACCUCUUGCUGUGGACCAACCUAAGAUUCAGCAACAGGUCCUAGGCUUAUUGAAGUAUCUGGUGAUAGACAAUAAGGAUAAUGAAAAUCUGUACCAUGCAAUCAAACGCUUAGAUCCUUUUCCUGAAUAUUCCGCUUUUAAAGAUUUGCGAUCAACUCAGCAGAAGAUAAAAUACAGUAAAGGACCAUAUUCUCUUUUGGAGGAAAUGAAUCACUUUCUCUCAGUUAGUGCUUGUGAUUCACUGCCCUUAACACGACUUGAAGGACUGUAUGAUUUACGCAAACAGUUGGAACGAUAUAAAGAUCAGAUGAAGGAUCUCCUGAAAAUUUUCCAGGAAAAACCAGAAGAUUCUGUAAUAGUGAAACUGGUGGUGAGCUUACUGCAGCUGUCCAAGAAGGCAUUUAAUCAUGCAGGUGAAAAAGCAGUGCUGGAGGCUGUUGGAAGUUGCUUGGGAGAAAUAGGUCCCAUGGAUUUCUCUACCAUAGCUCUUCGGCAUGCUGAAAAUGCACUGGAUUCUAAAGCAGUGGACUUACUUGAAGAUAAAAAGCUUCAGUGUGUCUUUAUAAUGUUAACUCAAAUAAAUACUGCUUUAACAGAUAAUUGUAUUGAUGUUAGAGCUGCUGCUGUUUCCUGUUUGAAAAACAUAUUAGCCACCAAGUCUGGCACUGAAUUUUGGGAAGUUUAUAAAAAAAGAGGUGAUCCCAUGUUAAUCUAUCUACAGCCUUUCAGAAUGUCUAGGAAAAAGCUUUUUGAACUACCAACUAACAAUUCAGAGGCUUCUUUAGAAACUUUGGAUGACGCAAACCUGUGGCUUCCUCUGGGAGAAAGUCAUGAGACCUGGAUCAAGAGCCUUACCCGUUCAAUACUGGACAGUGGAGGUGUACAAAAUGAAGUUCUCCAGUUAAUGAAGCCACUGUGUGAGGUGAAAACAGACUUGUGUCAAACUUUGCUUCCAUACCUGAUUCAUGAUAUCCUUCUUCAUGAUUCAAAUGAAUCUUGGCGAAAUCUUUUGUCAGUUCAUGUCCAAAAGUUUUUUACAGCCUGUUGCAGAUUUGUCUCUUCAAGUAGAUCAGCUACACCACCAAGUUCUGACUCAGAGCAAGAAAACCAGGUUUUCAGAAGUCUGGAUAAAGUAUCUCGACGAACCAUGCUUGCUGUUGUUAAUUACUUAAGAAGGCAAAAGAGAUCUGUUUCAGGUACAGUUUUUGAUGACAGUUUCUGGCUAGAUCUGAAUUAUCUUGAGGUUGCUGUAGCAGCACAGUCGUGUGCUGCUCACUUCACAGCCUUGCUCUAUGCAGAAAUCUACGCAGACAAGAUAAAUAUAGACAAACAGCAGGAAAGGUCUUCUUUUAAAAAAGCUAAAAGUUUGACAUUUGAAGAAGAAAGUCAAAGAACAGCUAUUACUAUUCUGAAUGAAAAAAGUAAAGAAACUGGCAUAAGCUUACAGGAUCUUCUCAUGGACAUAUAUAAAAGCAUUGGAGAGCCUGACAGUCUCUAUGGCUGUGGUGGAGGAAGAAUGUUACAGCCAUUAGCACGGAUAAGAACAUAUGAGCACGAAGCAGUAUGGGAAAAAGCUCUUCUAACGUAUGACCUUGAGGCAACCCUCUCUCCAUCUACUUGCCACGCAGGGAUAAUAGAGGCUUUGCAGAAUUUUGGGCUUUGCCACACUCUUUCCAUGUAUCUAAAAGGACUGAAACAUGAAAACACCGAGCGGUGUGCAGAACUACAGGAAAUACAAUACCAGGCAGCGUGGAGGAAUAUGCAGUGGGACCAAAUCUCUUCUGUCAUAGAUGAGACAGGAGGAUUGGGGUACCACAAGUCAUUGUAUGAUGCUCUUCAGUCUUUACGAGAUAAGGAAUUCUCUGUUUUUUAUGACACUCUUAAAGAUGCAAGGGUGAAUGAAGUGGAAGAGCUAUGCAGAGGCAGUCUCGAGUCUGUGUAUUCUUUAUAUCCAACUCUUUGCAGACUACAGCUAAUUGGAGAGUUGGAAAAUAUAGGUCCUGUAUUUUCCAGAUCUUCUACUACUCAACAACUGAAUGAUAUUUAUUUGAAAUGGCAGAGACAGUCCCAUCUUCUCAAGGACAGUGACUUCCGUUUCCAGGAACCUAUCAUGGCUCUGCGCACUGUAAUUUUGGAGAUCUUGCUUGAAAAGGAGGAUGAAAAUACUAAAAGAGAAUGUAUUAAAGACAUCCUUACCAAGCAUCUAGUGGAGCUCUCUAAAUUGUCAAGAACUGCUAAUAAUACACAGCUUCCAGAAAGAGCUAUGUUUCAGAUCAAACAGUAUAAUACAAAGCAAUAUGGAGUUUAUGAAUGGCAACUAGAAGAAGCUCAGGUUUUCUGGGCUAAAAAGGAAGAGAGCCUUGCACUGAAUAUUCUUAAAGGACUGAUAAAAAAAUUAGAUGCUGAUUGGUUUCAGGUGGAGAAUAAUCCUCAUCUGAAAUUGAUGUAUACAGAGUGUCUGAGGCUAUGUGGAACCUGGUUAGCAGAAACGUGCUUGGAAAACCCUACAGUCAUCAUGCGGAAAUACUUAGAAAAAGCUGUGGAAAUUGCUGCAAGCCACAGUGGAGACAACAGUGAUGAGAUGAAGAAUGGAAAGAUGAAGGCUUUCCUGUCUUUGGCUCGUUUCUCAGAUAAUCAGUACCAGCGAAUUGAGAAUUACAUGAAAUCCUCAGAGUUUGAAAACAAGCAGGCAUUACUGAAAAAAGCCAAGGAGGAGGUUGGCCUCCUGAGAGAGCACAGAGUUGAGAGAAACAGAUAUACAGUGAAGGUUCAGCGAGAGCUUGAUCUGGAUGAAUGUGCCAUACAUGCCCUAACUGAGGAUCGUAAAAAUUUCUUGUGUAAAGCAGUGGAGAACUAUAUCAGCUGUUUGCUAAGCGGAGAAGAACACGAUAUGUGGAUCUUCCGACUCUGUUCCCUGUGGCUUGAAAAUUCUGGAGUUGAUAGAGUCAAUGAAAUGAUGAAGAAAAAUGCAGAGAAAAUCCCUUCAUACAAGUUUUUGCCUCUGAUGUACCAACUGGCUGCUCGAAUGGGAACCAAGAUGAUGGGUGGUCUAGGAUUUCAUGAAGUUCUGAAUAAUCUGAUGUCUAGAAUUUCACUGGAUCAUCCACAUCAUUCUUUGUUUAUAAUAUUGGCUUUGGCAAAUGCUAACAAAGAUGAUCUGCUGACAAAACCAGAUUCAACUAGAAGAAAUAAGUUAAUUAAAACUGCACCAAAAGAAAUCUCCCAGCUUGAUGUGGACAGGAUGGAGGCUGCUAGCAAUAUAAUCAAUAUCAUAAGAAAAAGGAGAGCUCGUAUGGUUAGAGAUAUUGAAACCCUUUGUGAUGCUUACAUCAUAUUAGCAAAUGUAGAUGCUAGUCCAUGGAAAUCUCAAAGAAAAGGAAUAAGUAUUCCAGCUGACCAGCCAAUUACUAAACUGAAAAACCUGGAGGAUGUUGUUGUCCCUACUAUGGAAAUUAAGGUGGAUCCCACAGGAAGAUAUGAAAAUUUGGUGACAAUAAGGUCUUUUAAGCCAGAAUUUCACUUAGCAGGAGGCCUGAAUCUGCCUAAAAUAAUAGAUUGUGUAGGAUCAGAUGGUAAAGAAAGGAGGCAGCUGGUUAAGGGACGUGAUGAUCUGAGACAAGAUGCUGUUAUGCAACAGGUUUUCCAGAUGUGUAAUACAUUGCUCCAGCAAAACACUGAAACACGAAAGAGAAAAUUAGCUAUCCGAAGAUACAAGGUAGUUCCCCUUUCUCAGAAAAGUGGUGUUCUGGAGUGGUGCUCAGGAACAACUCCCCUUGGGGAGUUCCUUGUGAAUAUCGAGGAGGGAGCUCACAAGAGAUACAGGCCUAAAGAUUACUCAAGUUACCAGUGCCAGAAGAUAAUGAUGGAUGCGCAGAAGAAACAUUCUGAAGAGAAAUACAACAUCUUCAUGAAGGUCUGUGAGAAUUUUCAACCUGUGUUUCGUUACUUCUGCAUGGAAAAAUUCCUGGAUCCAGCUGUGUGGUUUGAAAAACGGUUGGCAUACACUCGCAGCGUGGCUACUUCUUCUAUAGUCGGCUACAUACUUGGACUUGGAGACAGACAUGUUCAUAACAUCCUGAUAGAUGAACAAACUGCAGAACUAGUGCAUAUAGAUUUGGGAGUUGCUUUUGAGCAAGGUAAAAUCCUUCCCACACCAGAGACUGUUCCAUUUAGAUUAACCAGGGAUAUUGUAGACGGAAUGGGUAUUACUGGAGUGGAAGGAGUCUUCAGAAGAUGCUGUGAGAAAACAAUGGCUGUUAUGAGAAAUUCUCAAGAAGCUUUGCUGACCAUUGUAGAGGUGCUGCUCUAUGAUCCCCUCUUUGACUGGACCAUGAACCCCUUGAAAGCUUUGUAUUUGCAGCAGAGACCAGAGGAUGAGGCUGACAUGAGCUCCACACUCGGCGCUGAUCCACAAGAAUGUAAAAGAAAAGCCAGUGAUGACCAGAGUUUUAACAAAGUGGCUGAACGCGUCCUGAUGAGACUUCAGGAGAAGCUGAAAGGCGUUGAGGAGGGAACGGUGCUCAGUGUGGGAGGGCAGGUGAACCUCCUCAUCCAGCAAGCCAUGGACCCUAAAAACCUGAGCCAACUCUUUCCGGGAUGGAAACCCUGGGUGUGACUUGGGAGGUUCUAGUAUGCUGUUAGAAGAAACCUAUUUUUAAGCAGCAAGUGUCUGAACAUUUCAAGUUUCUAUUUCCCAAUUAAACAUUGGAUCAGGUCAACUCUAAAGGUUUAUACGUAUUAGUAUUAGGUGGAUGCUUUGGGGAUGGCGUGUUUUUUUUUCUCAAGAACCUGUUACCAAGAAAGCAUUCUGUUUUUCCUCCACUUACGUUCACCAUACAGUACAAAACAGCCAGUACUGUGACAUUCCUUAUGACUUGCAAGGACUUUGCUCAGGCACACUGGAUGCAUAGUGUUCUUUACCCUGAGAUUCUUCACCUUUGUCUAGCUGUUAAAUAGCUAGUCUGGCGUACGAUAAUCCAGUAUGGUGACAUGGCUGGUCUGAAAACCAGGAGUCAUGAAACAACUAGAUAAAGUACAUUUCAAAAGGGAGGGGGCAUGCUUUAAAGGUAAUGCUUUAAUGACACUUGACAAAAGUGUAGAAGAAAACAAGAGAACUUUAUGUUUAAAGACUUGAAAGUUGUUUUUUUUUUAGCUUUGUUAAAUGGACAAUUUUUUAUAGAGAUAAGGUCAUUGAGUCAAGUGUAAUACUGCUGUUUUUUCAUGUUGAAAUUAUGCUUGUACCUAAUUUUUAUAGCGUUUCUUUAAUACUAUGAAACAAAAAAAAUCUUAGUUUUUGUAACUCUGACUCCUGUGACUGACUGUACAGUGAAGCCCAGCAUCCUAGCAUACGAGCUAACCCCUCUAAAGUAAACAGUCAUUCAGUAUCUGGAAUACCUUUCAGAAACAUUGAAGUUUCAUUUUGAGCACACACACAAAAAGAUUCUGAAUGUACACAUUUUUACAGAAGGCAUUGCUUCUUUUGAAAUAAAAAAUAAUAAUGAAAAGGAUAGUCUGUGAAUAUUGAUAAUGGAAGAAUCCCCUCAAAUGAGUGUCAAUGGUAUAUUUAAUAAAUCUUUCUGAAUCAUCUCUCUAUAAAAAUAUGAAUAAAAAUUGGUGUACUCUCACAUUAUCCUAGUUUACACUUUAUGCAUUUUUGCAGCGGUGUAAGUGAGGAAUUUCUGGUCUCAUUAACAUUUCACUGGUGUUUAUUUUAUUCUCACAAUUUUGAUGCUGCUUCUUUGUUUUAUAUGUUAUUGUCAACAUAGCAAGAUGAAUCUUUUGUAUUUUGUUUUCAUUAAGUUGGCAUAAAUUUCUGUUUAUGUUCGGAACCAAAUGUGUGUCCUGUUUUUUCUCUGACAAGUAACUCAUGCAGGAAUACAGUGAUGUGUUCUCUGAAAAUUAAACUUAUGUGACAAGUCAGAAAGGACUGAACAAAAAACACUUGAAGAGUUUUUACUUUUAAGCAUGGAGUAAAAAAAUCCAAUAUUGUUAUAGAAUUUUUUCCUCAUACUUCUUAUAGUGGAAAUUCUAUGGGCUUUUUUGUUUGUUUUCUGUAUUAAAGCUCUAGCUAAUCAUAC
Molecule: messenger RNA, 10781 nt
Organism: Cygnus atratus (black swan)
Lineage: Eukaryota; Metazoa; Chordata; Aves; Anseriformes; Anatidae
Gene: ATM
Product: ATM serine/threonine kinase
Exons: 63
Coding region: 128-9319 (3063 amino acids)
Biological process (GO): DNA repair
Molecular function (GO): protein serine/threonine kinase activity; protein binding
Source: RefSeq, a predicted model, not a curated record